AUGAAAAUUAAUAGCCAAGAUCGGGCAGAUUCAUAUUUUAUUGUAUUUGAUAUAACGUGGCCAUUAUUAUUACUAUUACCAAAGAAAAGCAAAAACAGACGUAGCUUUUCAAAUGUAAUUAUUGCAGAGAAAUCGCUAUCAAAUUACUCAAACAUUACUCACGAUUGCUCACGAUCGUUAACUUAUUUUACUUCUUUUAAACAAUGGAUAUACCCUCACCCUGCCUUGCGCGGGGACUUUUCGGCAUGCAGUCAGUUUAUUGCAUCAUUCCCAGCCAAUGUUAGGUGUAUAUUCUUUGUUGGCCCUUAUACCUUUAACACCUAUGGUUUGAUUAUUGAAUCAGUUGUCCCUCUAUAUACCGAUACUAUCACUAUUGUACUCAACGUAUCUCCUGCUAAAAUUGAAAUACAUGACCUCUAA
Molecule: messenger RNA, 420 nt
Organism: Phycomyces blakesleeanus NRRL 1555(-)
Lineage: Eukaryota; Fungi; Mucoromycota; Mucoromycetes; Mucorales; Phycomycetaceae
Exons: 3
Coding region: 1-420 (139 amino acids)
Source: RefSeq, a predicted model, not a curated record